AUCGUUGCUGGUCCGUGUUUUGCUCAACGGGAAACUUGUUACUGCCGUUGUGUCCUUGCCAAAGCACGCGAAGAAAGUUGACCGCAUGUCUCAGAGCUACUGGUCCCCAGUGGUGCGAUUGGGAGGUCUUCCAAUACAGCGUCUGGCGAUCCUGUUCCCCCUCUCCUUUUCUCCUCCUCUACUCCCCAGCUCCGACCAAGUUGGAACUCCGCACACAACUAUUCGAGACAUUCAUCAUGCAUUUGAAGCUGUGAGUUACCAGACUACUGUCCCGCGGAGCUUUUCGCGGGGUCCUAUCGGUGACCACGGGCUUCAUUACCUGCGGCCCGAAGGACCAUUCCUGAUUGCAGUGACCUAAAAGUCCUGCCGAUCAUGACAGUGUUACAACUAGGUACCUAGUACUAGUGACUGCACAUCAUGCACAGACCGGGUUCUGACCAAUGACUAACCUCGCCCACGCUUGAUCAACCUGUGCCGGCAGAUCGACCGCAAGAACACUUAACCGGAUCCAGACAGCGGCUUAGCCAUCUGUGUCCAUCUUGAAAGAUAGUCAACGUGCCCUUUUUAGUUGCUCUUCAUGGCUUCCUUGUGCAAGGCCAACUCCCCUGAGGCCCUCAAAAUCCGGCAUGUUGCUUCUACUGGUAGCGGAGAGCGUGGUGUUGGGGACUCAGCCCAGGGCAACUCUAUUUCGGAAUCUAAUCAUUGGGAAUCCGCGCACUAG
Aspergillus homomorphus CBS 101889 is the source of this 721-nucleotide messenger RNA. RefSeq lists its product as uncharacterized. The transcript has 3 exons. The record is from RefSeq and is a predicted model, not a curated record. Bases 86 to 358 code for a protein of 90 amino acids. NCBI's taxonomy places the organism in Eukaryota, Fungi, Ascomycota, Eurotiomycetes, Eurotiales, Aspergillaceae.